This is a messenger RNA of Myiozetetes cayanensis, 1653 nucleotides long. Its product is annotated as RING finger protein 39-like. NCBI's taxonomy places the organism in Eukaryota, Metazoa, Chordata, Aves, Passeriformes, Tyrannidae. Gene Ontology annotation, molecular function: zinc ion binding; protein binding. The transcript is spliced from 7 exons. Bases 1 to 1473 code for a protein of 490 amino acids. The record is from RefSeq and is a predicted model, not a curated record.
AUGGCCCAGCUGCCCCCCGAGGCCUCCUGCCCCAUCUGCCUGGAGCUCUUCCAGGACCCCGUGUCCAUCCACUGCGGCCACCACUUCUGCCGGGGCUGCAUCACCCGCUGCUGGGAAUGGGCCACCCAGGCCUUCCCGUGCCCGCGGUGCCGGGAGCCGGCGCCGGAGCUGAGCCUGCGGCCCGGCCGGGAGCUGGCGCGGGUGCUGGGCAUCGCCCGCAGCCUCGGCCUGGGGGCAGCCCCGGGCAGGGGGCAGCAGGGGCAGCAGGGGGAGGAGGAGGAGGAGGAGGAGGAGGAGGAAGGCUGCCAGAAGCACCAGGAGCCCCUGAGGGUCUUCUGCGAGGAGGACCGAGCGCUGCUGUGCGGGGUCUGCCGCGAGUCCCGCGCCCACCGCGCCCACACCCUGCUGGCCCUGCCCGAGGCUCAGACACGCUUCCAGACCCAGCUGCAGGCCCGGCUGCAAACCCUGAGGGACGCCAGGGACAAACUCCUGGAGUUCCGGGAGGCUGAAAUGAGGAGAAACUGGGAGUUUUUGGAGAAGACGGAAUCCGAGCGGCAGAGGGUCCUGUCCCACUUGCAGGGGCUCCGGCUGUCCCUGGAGGAGCACGCCCAGGCGCUCCUGGCCCGGCUCGGGGACCUGGAGCGGGACCUGGAGAAGCGGCAGGAGGAGAACCUGACGAGCCUGACCCAGGAGAUCUCCCGGCUGGACACGCGGAUCCAGGAGCUGCAGGACAAGUGCCAGGAGCCGGCCAGGACCUUCCUGCGGGACAUCGGCAGCACCCUGAGCAGGCUCCAAAAUGAACACUUCCAGCUGCCCCCGUCGCCUCUUCCGGAGCUGGAAAAGAGAAUCAGCCACUUCAGGGAGAGAAACGAUGUCCUGGAGGAGACUCUGAGGAGCUUCCAAGACGUGCUGAUGUUUGAGCUGCCUGAAAAGAUGCUGGUGACCCUGGACCCCCACACGGCCCACCCCCAGCUCGUCGUGGCCCCCGAUGGUGGCAGCGUGAGGUGGGAGCCCACUGGGGAGCCCUCGGAGCCCCAAGACCCCUUUGACCCCUCGGACUCCCCGGAGCCGUCCGUGCUGGGGCUCCCUGGGGUCUGCGCCGGGCGCUGCUGCUGGGACGUGGAGGUGUCCCCCGAGGGCUCCUGGGCGCUGGGGGUGGCCGGGGAGGGCACGGGGAGCGGGACCCCCCCUGGGCAGAGCCCCCCCUGCGCCAGGGGGUCCCUGUGGGCGCUGGGGCAGUGCCAGGGGCGGCUGUGGGCGCUGGCGGGCCCGGAGCGGGUGCCCCUGGCGCGGGUGCGGGUGCCCCGCAGGGUCCGCGUGUCCCUGGACCGUGACAGGGGCCGGGUGGCCUUUUUCGACGCCGACAGCAGGGCCCUGAUCUUCGCCUUCCCCUCCAUCUCCUUCGGGGGCCGGGGGGUCCGGCCCUGGUUCCUGCUGUGGGGAGAGGGCGCCCGGCUCGCCCUGUGCCCCUGAGGGUCCCCCCAAGGCGUGAGGGUCCUGCCCCGUCUCCAGCACUCUGGGGCGUCUCCGGCUGCCGAAGCCUCCUCCUCACCUGGGGGGGCUCCCCGGCCCCAAAGGACACCCCCAAACCCGGGGGUUGGAAGCAGAGCCACGUCCGUGCCUCCACAUCCCGCCCGGCCCCUUCUCCCUCCU